Messenger RNA from Aspergillus uvarum CBS 121591, 556 nucleotides. RefSeq lists its product as uncharacterized. NCBI's taxonomy places the organism in Eukaryota, Fungi, Ascomycota, Eurotiomycetes, Eurotiales, Aspergillaceae. Bases 216 to 518 code for a protein of 100 amino acids. The transcript has a single exon. The record is from RefSeq and is a predicted model, not a curated record.
ACUUUGUUGCUCUAGGGCACCUAGUAUCAACCACACAGCAGUGCUCACUGGGAACAGGUGAUUGGCUGUGCAAGUCACCCUGCAGGCUCGUCAUCGCGCUACGGCCUGGACAGGUACAGCAGCAUCAGCUCUUAUACCGUCCCUCCAAGCAAGCCACCAUGCGCCCGCUGAAACAGCUCGACUACACAGGAGGCUCCACGUGAUUACAUUGCACUAUGAUCAACAGUCUGGGGCUAGCUCUUUUCCUUAGAGUGGCCCCAAAUGUCUGGAUAAGGUCCUACGUGGAAGACGGUAUGCGAGCACAAUCAUUCAGAAUCAAACAUCUACACAAGCGUAGAUCAUAUACUAUGACGCAUCUCCUACCGAAUACUACGAUCUGUGCCAUAUUCGUACUCCUGGUUUCCUGUACACCUGCUCCUAUCAUUGCGAUCUUUAUGCUUUCCUUUCCAUGCCGUCUGGCAGGGUCGACCCACCAAGAGUCGGGAUCUGAUUAUUCAAUCACUGCUACUAGUUUCUAGGACUUCGGGUUGAGUAUUACUGGGAAGCUGAAAAAAAG